Messenger RNA from Arctia plantaginis, 666 nucleotides. NCBI's taxonomy places the organism in Eukaryota, Metazoa, Arthropoda, Insecta, Lepidoptera, Erebidae. The record is from the annotation of a GenBank genome assembly.
AUGCGCAAAUUAUCAUUAUUGAUAAUUGUGGCUGCAGUAACAGCAGUACCUCGAUUUCCAGUACUGUACGCUCCAAUGGCUGAAUUCUUCAUGCCCCCGCCACCACCAAUGCCCUUGGGAGUGCCAAUACCCAUUCCAGUACCUGUACCAAUUGUAAAUGUAAAACCGAUAUGUGCACCAACUACCACUCUAUGCCCACCAUGCCCAUGCAAACCCAAAAUCCCACCACCCAAUUGUGGUUGUAAAUGUUUACAUCCAAUCCCCCCAAGGCCUAUCAUUGCGCCUUACCUACCAUCGUUUAUACCCCCUUACAGACUACCUUACAAACCACCUUACAUACCAAAGCCUAUUAAAUAUAUAUCCAGUUCCUCUAGCAGCGAAACAAGCUCUGAUUCAGAUGAUUCAGACUAUUCAUAUAGAAAGAGAAGGAGAAGACGUCGAAGGAAAAGGAAAAGAUAUGGUAUUUUCAGAGCAAAUGGAAGAAGAUUUAAUAAUAAUAUCAGAGAUCAAGAACUCCAGCCCGUUAUUAGUUAUGUAUCUGAAAACGGAGACGUUAAGUUUAGGAGACGUAUAAAUAAGGAUAAUGCCGCUUCACUGUUACAGCAACAAGUGCUUGAUGGUAAAUUUAAUGAUAAAUCGAGAACGAGAUUUACUCCCAAACCUUGA